Mauremys mutica (yellowpond turtle) is the source of this 1530-nucleotide messenger RNA. RefSeq names its product sesquipedalian-1-like. NCBI's taxonomy places the organism in Eukaryota, Metazoa, Chordata, Testudines, Geoemydidae. Bases 926 to 1519 code for a protein of 197 amino acids. Gene Ontology annotation, cellular component: early endosome; trans-Golgi network; recycling endosome. The record is from RefSeq and is a predicted model, not a curated record. The transcript is spliced from 2 exons. Gene Ontology annotation, biological process: endosome organization; retrograde transport, endosome to Golgi; receptor recycling.
GGGGUCCCCCAGACACCCCCGAGCCCCCGUGGGGGGGGGGUGGAGCCUCCCUGGGGCCCGCCCGCCCCUCGGAAGAGCCGGUGGCGUUUCGAACCCGGGCGCCCCCCGCGGCCACCUGCCCGUGUCGGGGUCCCGCCUCGGGGUCCCCCUUUCGGCCGGGGCGGAGAUCAGAGGGAGGCCGGGGGCGCAUCGGGCGGGGCCCUGGGAAAACCGCCCCCCCUUGGCCCCCGGGCACGGUGCCAGCCAGGGAAGGAACCGGGAGGGGCCCAGCUGCCCCGGCUUAAAUUGUGGGGACCCCCCUUGUAUUUCUCCAGCGUCCGUCUCGCCUUUGCCCCCGGCCCCCACCCAGGAAGGGGCCCCCCCCCCAAGGCAGCCAGAGCCCCCACAGGUGGGCUACAGAUGUGCUAGGAGCCCCUAGUGUUUAACCAGGGCUGGUCUCCAUUUGUUGGGGGGGCACCUCCUAAGCUGGGGCAGCCCCCCAAUCCGUCUCCAGGCCCCCCCCCACAUUCCCCCAGGAACAUGGGUCUCUUUAGGACCAAGGGGAACUCCAGACUCGGCAACUCCCCUGGGGUUAGUUCCUUGUUCUAGCUGUUCUGUUCCCCUGCCUAGUAAGGUGCCCUGGGCGGGGAGAAGAAGGGGGCCCGGAGGGGCUGUACCCAGAAUAUCCACUGGUGCACCCCCUCCCCGGCGGACACACCAGCAGCGACAGGUGUCGGGGGCUCAUAGCUGGGUUGGGGGGACAAUUGAGGUCAGAUAGCUGGACCUUAAAAGUGACCCCUGCUCUGCCCCAGAGAGAGAAGGGGAAGGGAAAACUGGGGACCCCCCCCACCCCAAAGAGGGGCAGCAGAUUUCCAGGACAAAGGUGGAUCCGGGAUCCGGCUGAGCACAGACAGAGGAGCGCAGGAGAAGGCAGGUGCCCGUCCACAUGAAGUUGCACGAAACCAGCGUCCUGGGCUACUCCCGCGUGGCGGCGCCCCCCGACCGGCAGGGGCGGCUGUACAAGAAGAGCGAACGCAGCAGCAGCUACCAGCGGCGCUGGUGCGAGUUACGGGGGAACCUGCUCUUUUACUGGGAGCGGCAGGGGGACCGCGAGCCGCUGGGGCUAAUCCUCCUGGAGGGCUGCACCGUGGAGCUGCAGGAAUCCGCCACGGAGCCUUUCACCUUCGAGAUCUCCUAUUCCCACGGGCCGCCGGGCUACCGGGCUUACAAGAUGGCUGCUGAAGACCAGGCCUCCAUGGAGGGCUGGGUGCGGGCUCUGAGCACGGCCAGCUUCAACUACCUGCGGGCCCUGUUGACAGAUCUGGAGGGACAGUACCGGGCCAACGGGGCCCUCGGGGCGACACCCCUGGAAGAGAGGGCUGCGCAGCGCAGCCCAUUGGUGGCAGAAGUGGGAUUGCCAGACUUUGAGGGGCUUCACCGCCAGUUCGGGGAGGAGAUUAUGAAACUGAAGGCGAGGUGGAGGGAGGGGAGAGCAGGAGGGGACCAGACAGUGCAGGGGGACCUGAUUGAUUUGGAGUAGGAGCAGGGAAA